Molecule: messenger RNA, 1437 nt
Organism: Trichoderma asperellum CBS 433.97
Lineage: Eukaryota; Fungi; Ascomycota; Sordariomycetes; Hypocreales; Hypocreaceae
Source: RefSeq, a predicted model, not a curated record
AUGGAUUCUAAUGAAGGCGUCAUCGAUAAAAAUGAAGUUUCGAUCAAGUACGUUGAAGAUGGAUAUGUAGCGACGGAUCCAAUUCAAACGCUCAACAAGAAAAAUCUACAGAAUGGGCUGCUUCUCAAAGUUGAUAUCAUUCUGGUUGGGAUGAUAUCUCUAAUCAUGUUAGUGAACCAAUGGGAUCGAGGAAACAUUGGAAACGCUCGCAUCAUGGGUCAACAAUCUGAUCUCCAUAUAACGAAUGGACAAUUUUACAAUGUUCUUUCUUUGUACUAUGUCGGCUAUAUGGUCUUCAUUGUACCUGCCUACCUUACGGUUCGUUACUUUAAAGCUAAUCGACAGAUUGGCGGUUGUGUUAUCUUGUUUGCAACAUUUUCGUGCUGUACGGCAGCAGCCAAAAACGCUGCUGCGGUUCUUGCACUUCGAGUGUUGAUUGGAGCUGCUACUGCCUUUCUUCAGUCUCUAAGCCUAUACACGAGCCUUUGGUAUAAAAGAGAUGAGAUAGCAACUCGCUCCGGCGUCUUUUACUCUGCUUCAACAAUUGCUGGGGGCUUUAGUGGUCUUAUUGCAUACGCCAUACAAAACAAUCUGGACGGAGCUUUGGGCUACGCUGCAUGGCAGUGGUUAUUCAUCAUCCAAGGCUGUGUUGGUAUCUUUGUUGGUAUAUGCUCCUGGAUAUUGCUACCUAAUCCUCCAGAUCAAAUCCAGAGCAAGAAACAUUGGAUCUUUUCUCAAGAGGAAAUAGAACUUGCUGUUGAGCGUCUCAAGACUUAUAACACGGUGGGAGCUGGAUUUGAUUGGGUACAGGUACUGGUUGCCUUUAAAGAUUCUAAAUUGUACCUUUUCUCGUUGAUAAAUAUCGGGAUUUCUCUCUCUCUCUCUUCUAUAAGCUCUUUUUUGCCAACAUUUAUCAAUGAUUUCAACUAUUCACCCGUACAAACCCAACUCUUCUCUAUCAUCCCAUACGCAUGCGCUUUCGUCACUCUUCUCGUUCUCAAUUUUGCCUCCGAUCGCUUGAAUAUGAAAGGACCAUUCUUAAUGCUUUGUCAUAUUAUCUGCAUCGCAGGCUAUAUUAUUCUAAUGCUGGCAACCGACGAUGAAGUCAAGAUGUUCGGGACUUGUCUUAUAACCACUGGAGUUUUCCCCUCUUUAACCAUAGCUGUCACCCAGGUGGUUGGCCAGUGCUUUUCUAUUAUGGCGUCUCAUAUCUACACGGAUCCUCCUCGCUACCUCAAAGGCCACAGCAUUUGUUUGGCAUUUCAAGUCGUAGCAUUUCUUUCGACUUGUAUUUUGUGGUUCUUGAUGCGGCGUCUUAACAGGAAGAAAGAUCAAGAGGCGGAGCACCAUCGUACAGCUGGGACUAUUGAUCCAAAGUCUUCCCAUUCUCUUGAGGAGGCAUACGACUACCAUCCUAAUUUCCGCUAUAUUUUGUGA